AAGAGGCAGAAAGAGGACGAGAUCCUGGCCACUCUGUCAGUCAGAUGGAGAGCUGGGCCAGGGAAUCCAAGCCAGAGGCCGGUUCCCAGGUGGUGGCCCUAGCCAAAGGCGUCCUCCGCGGCCAGGAGUUUUUGGAAGGAGCAAAGGAGGCUCCAGCAGUGCCUUGGCAGAGAUGGCCGUAUUGGGAGGCCAAGCAGGAGGCCGAUGGAGGGGCCCCUUCGCCAGGCACCAGAAGAAUGUCAGGUGGAUAUUGUGGGCUUUCCUUUCAGUGUGAUGGAACGGACAUGCCCUCUGUGCAGCCAGAUCAGGUUCUGGUGACCUUUGAGGAUGUGUCUGUGGAUUUCUCGGAGGAGGAGUGGGCGCUGCUGGAUCCGGGCCAAAGGGCUCUGCACAGGGAAGUCACGGAGGAGAAUUAUGAGAAUCUGAUCUCUCUCGCAUUUCUGGUUCCCAAGCCGGACUUCACCUCAUGGCUGGAAAAAGAGGAAGAGCCAAUACAAGCCGCCACAGAAGGGCAGAGAUUGGCAGAGCGGGAGACUAAAAGAACAGGAGAAGAGCAGAGAAGGAAAACGGAAGCCACAGGGAAGGGGGAGAAAGAAUCCACUGUUACUGAAGGAGUUGAGUUCACUCCAAUCCAAGAAGAGAAUCAGAAAGGAAAGAAAAGGAUUAAUAUUUCAUCUGGGGCAAAAAGCUUAACUGGCACAUCAAACCACACCAUGGAACAAAGAAUGCAAAAUGAGGAAAAAGAGUGGAAGUGGUCAGAGUAUAGGAUGGGAAACAACAAAAUGCUUGUUGUCCAUAAAAAAUUGCAUUGGGAGAAGAAAAUUCACAAAUGCUCAGAAUGUGCGAAAAGUUUCAGAAAGAAGGGCAACCUUAUUGCACACCAGAGACUGCACACUGGAGAAAAACCAUAUAAAUGCACCAACUGUGGAAAGAGUUUCAGUCGUUACUCAGGCCUUGCCUCCCAUGAAAGAAUUCAUACAGGGGAGAAACCAUAUAAAUGCACUGAGUGUGGAAAGAGUUUCAGUCACUUUUCAAGCCUUGCUUAUCAUCAAAGAAUUCACACAGGGGAGAAACCAUACACAUGCUCUGAGUGUGGAAAGAGCUUCAGUCAUGGCUCAGCCCUUACUUCCCAUCAAAGAAUUCAUACAGGAGAGAAACCAUAUAAAUGCUCUGAGUGUGAAAAGUGUUUUAGUCACCAUUCAAGCCUUGUUUCCCAUCAAAGAAUUCACACAAGGGAAACCCCAUAUAAAUGCUCAGACUGUGGAAAGAGUUUCAGUCACAGUACGAGCUUUGCUUACCAUCGAAGAACCCACAUAGUGGAGAAAUCAUAUAAAUGCUCCGAAUGUGGAAAGAGGUUCAGAAACUGUUCAUAUCUUACUUAUCACACAGUCCACAUGGGAGGGAAACAAUAUAAAUGCACAAAGUGCAGAAAUGCUUUCAACCCUUCAAGCCUUAUUUCCCAUCAAAAAAUUCACUCAAGGGAGAAACCAUAUAAUUGUCCAGAGUGUGGAAAGAGCUUCACAGUCUGCUCGUCCCUGGCAUCCCAUCAAAGAAUCCACACAGGAGAAAAACCAUAUAAAUGUACUGAAUGUGGAAAUCGAUUCACACACCCUUCAAGCCUUGCUUCUCAUCAAAGAAUUCACACAGGAGAGAAGCCAUAUAAAUGCUUGGAGUGCGGCAAGUGCUUUACUUACAGCUCGGGCCUUUCUUCUCAUCAAAGAGUCCAUACAAGGGAAAAACCAUAUAAAUGCUCAGAAUGUGGAAAGAGCUUUGGUCACUGCUCUGGCCUUUCUUAUCAUCAAAGGAUCCAUAAAGGAGUGAAACCGUACAAAUGUUCUGAGUGUGGAAAGUGCUUUGGUCAUAGCGGAAAUCUUACUUCCCAUCAAAAAAUUCAUACGGGCGUAAAGCCCUAUAAAUGCUUUGAGUGUGGUAAAAACUUCAGUCACAGCUCAGGCCUUUCUUCCCACCAAAGAAUUCAUACAGGGGAGAAACCAUAUAAGUGCUCAGAAUGUGGAAAAAGCUUCAGUCACAGUUCGGGUCUUGCUUAUCAUCAAAUAAUCCAUACAGAGGAGAAAAUAUAUAACUGCUCAGAGUGUGGGAAGAGCUUCAGUCACAGCUCCGGCCUUGCUUCCCAUCAAAGGAUCCAUACAGAUGAGAAACCAUAUACAUGCUCAGAAUGUGGAAAGAGCUUCAGACAUAGGUCAAGACUUACUUCCCAUCAAAGAAUCCACACAGGAGAGAAACCAUAUACAUGCUCAGUGUGUGGAAAGAGCUUCAGUCACACCACAGGCCUUUUGUCCCAUCAAAGAGCGCACACAGGGGAAAAACCGUACAAGUGCCCAGAGUGUGGAAAGAGCUUCAGUCAUCGUUCUGGCUUGGCUUACCAUCACAGAAACCACACAAGAGAACUUGUAUCAGUCCCUCAAUUGUGAAAAGACUUUUAGAUGGAGCCCAUAUUGCAAUUUCUCUCAAAGAACACACAUCACAGAAACUAUAAAAAAAAACAUGGGAACCCUUAGUGUUAAUCCAGCAUUUCCUCCUUCUUGAAAAUGAGGUUUUAAAUACAGGUUACGUUUUCCUCAUGUCCUCCCGUCCUUUUGAUCAGAUGUACAUUGUAAAUUCCUUGCUUGGAACUCAGUUCCUCUCUGCUCAGAGUUCUGAUUCAGAUCUGGACUGCAGUGCAGAGUGGAAAGGGGGCCUCCCCACAGGGCCUUUUCCAAAUUUGAGAGAGCUCUGAGAAGCCACUGUUUUGUCUGUGUGAUGUGUCACCAAUGUGUCUAUUAAUGGAAUAGCAGUCCUCAGAUUUUCAGAGACAGUUUUGUGUAGGAGAGCCAGUAUGGUGUAGUGGUUAAGAGCACGGGAUCUGGAGAACCAGGUUUGAUUCCCCUCUCCUCCAGUUGAAGCCAGCUGGGUGACCUUGGGUCAGUCACAGCUUCUCGGAGCUCUCUCAGCCCCACCAACCUCACAGGGUGUUUGUUGUGGGGAUAAUAACGGCAUACUUUGUAAACUGCUCUGAGUGGGCAUUAAGUUGUCCUGAAGGGUGGUAUAUAAAUCAAAUGUUAUUGUUAUUAUUAAUUAUCAUUUGCUGCUGUCUCAGCAGCGUGCUCACGGAUAAAUCCUUGAAAAAGACAUCUGUAAAUGAACAGAUAAAUGAUUUCUCAACCAUUGUUAGUUCCGGUUUGCAUGAAGAGCUGGAUAGCUCUGCAAUCUGCUGCAAACAUCUUGCUCUAAAUGCUUUGUGAAUAAAAUACCUUGCAUCCAUUCUGACUUGGGACUCUACAUUAGCAGUGAUAGGAUCAGAUAGUCCCAAGGUACUUUUAAUGAUUUCAAGUAAAUGUGUGCACGUAUCUUUAAAUGCUUGGUGUGAGAUAGGUGAAGAGUGGGGGCGAAAGAAAGGGACAUGAUUGGUUGAUGACUGAGAGUGUGGGAGGAGUGAAGGCAGUUUGAGAGGGGGAGUAGAGAGAAAAGUGUCAAUCAGAAGAAAGCAGGCUGGCUGUGGGCUGCCUGAGUAUAUUGGAGGAUUUAUGAGAGAAAUAUAACCUGUGUGGAACCUGAACUGAGCAUGUUUGUGAAAGGACACUCGGUCAGGGAAAGAGAGGCCAGCUGUGUGCUGCCUGAGUAACUUUAAGCACAUCUGUGAGAAAUAUUGAGUCAGAGAGAGAGGCUGUGUGUGAAGCCAUAGAGGAGAUCUGUGUGAAUGAGUUUAAAUGAAGUAACUUUAAGAACUGAGAACUACUUUUAUGAAACCGAUAUGCUUCUUGACCAAAUAGAAGUUUAUUUUGGUUUUGUUAUAUCCCAGAGUAGCUGUCAUUGCUAUAUCCCAUUCUUAUCCCCAGGGCCACAUAGAACCCACGAAGAAGCCUGAUGCUUAGGGAAAACUACAAAAGGGAAAACUUAAAUAAAAUAUCUUGGAAUAUAAUAUUCCUGGUGGCAGCAAACUACCCAGAGGGUGUUAAGGGAAAAAUUAAAGGCAAAAUCUACCCAAGAGAAAGUAAGGGUCUUCACAGUACUGAUUCGUCCAGUUGUGUGUGAUACCUUUCCGUUUCUAUGGUCUUGAGAACGUGGACAGGGAUCUUGGCUGGUUGAACCCUGCCACCUGCUUGAAUGACCCUUGCUCCUCUUGUCUGGGUCUGGGAGACUGUAACUCCCUGAGAGAGGAGGUGGUUGCUCCUUCCUUGAAGUGGGCAGUGGUGCAUGCAUUUCUAAAGAAACCUACUCAGGAUUUAGGGGACUUGAAUACCUAUGGACCAUUUUUGAGCAAGGUGACUGAACGAGUGGUAGCUGGCUAGUUCCAAGGAUGCCCAAAUGAAGCGGAUCGUUUGGUUCCAUUCCAUUCUAUUUCCAGGCCUGGUUCUGGGACUGAAACAGCCUUUAUCACCCUGGUGGACGACACAAACUGGGAGAUGCAUGGGGGAGUGCAAUUCUGUUAAUUUUCCUGGACCUGUUGGCCGCUUUUGAUACCAUCAGUCGUGGUAUUCUUAUGGAUCACCUUUCAGGAUUGGGACUGCAAGGCACUCUGCAGUCGUUCCAGUCCUACCUUGAGGGUAGGUUUCAAAGCAUGGUGCUGGGGGGACUGCAGCUCUGCUCCUUGGCCUCUGGGGUGCCCCAAGGUUCCAUUCAUGUCCCCCAUGCUUUUCAACAUCUCUACAAAGCUGCUGAAAGAGGUCCUCUGGAGUUUUGGUUUGAGUUGCCACCAAUCUGCCGGUGACACUUGGCUCUGUCUUGCACUACCAGCAGAUCCCAGGGAGGCUGUGAACAGGUGCCUGGAGGCAGUUUUGGAGUGGAGCGAUAACAAGUUGGAAAUUAAUCCCAAUGAGAUAGAGGUGCUACUGCGGACGGGAAGGUCUGCCCAGGAAAUAGGCUAUCUCCUGUUCCCCUACAGAAGCAAGUUCAUAGCUGGGGGUGCUCCAGGACUUGGGCAUCUUGUUGGAUAAACAGGGAGCAGUGGUUACCAGGGGUGCCUUUCACCAGCUUUUGUUGAUGAGCUGGCUAUGGCCUUUCCAGGGCAGGAAAUAUCUCUCCUUUCCAGGGCAGGAAAUAUACAUGUCAUGGUAACAUCUAUAUUAGAUUACUGCAAGGCACUCUGUGUGGGACUGCCCUUGAAGACUGUGUAGAAGCUACAGUUGGUGCACAAUGCAUCAGGCAGAAUGUUUCCUGGAGUACGUUGUAGGAACUAUAUCACUGCAGUCUUAUUCUGUCUGCACUGUCUUUCAGGACAGUGAAAGACAAGAUGCUGGUACUGGCCUUUAAAGCCCUAUAUGGCUUGGGACCAGCAUAAUUUAAGGACUGCCUUCCCCCAUAUGAACCUACCCAUUUGCUCCGGUCAUCUUCAGAGGCCCUGCUUCAGGUUUCCCUGCCAUAUGAGGCCAGACAGGUGGCAAUCCAAGCAAGGGCCUUCUCAGUUGCGGCACCAAAACUUUGGAACUCUCCCCCCAAGUAGAUUCAUCUGUACCCCCUAUUGCUGUUUCCCACCAGCAGGUGAUGUUUUUGUUCGGUUUGAUGUACCCCCAAUCACUAUUAUGGGACCUCUUCCCUGUUCUUUGUGUUGUGUUUGUGUGCAUGUGUUUAGCAAAUAGCUUUUAUACUAUUUAAAUGCUGUUUAAAAUUAAAUUAUUUUAAUAUUUUAAUGUUUGCUGCCUUUGGCACUCUAUUUGGGCAGAAAGGCGGCAUGCAAAUGUUUUAAAUAAAUAAAUGCUCAGAAUGAAAUCUUGAAUGAGCUGAACAAACAGAUCACAAGUUUGAAACAAGCCAGGUUGGUGUAGUGGUUAAGAGUGCGGGACUCUAAUCUGAAGAACCGGGUUUGAUUCCCCACUCCUCCACUUGAAGCCAGCUGGGUGACCUUGGGCUAGUCACAGUUCUCUGGAGCUCUCUCAGCCUCACCUACCUCACAGGGUGUUUUGUUGUGGGGAUAAUAGUAACAUACUUUGUAAACUGCUCUGAGUGGGUGUUAAGUCAUCCUGAAGGGCGGUAUAUAAAUCGAAUGUUGUUGUUGUUGUUUCUAUGGACAAUCCAUUCUAAGCUUAGAAGCACUGAUCAGUAUGACUUCAAAGAGAACAAAUUCAAUGGUUUUAAUGCAGUCACGUGAGUUUCACAUAAUUGGGCUGUAAAGUAUCCCAACAUCCCCUGAAUCUGUCCGAUUUGGGUUGUAUGUGACUAUCUAAUCUUUCUGCACAGGAAGAUUUGAGUCCAGUGGCACCUGAAAGACUAACACGAUUUUCAAAGUAUAAGCUUUUGAGAGUCAGACAUUU
Molecule: messenger RNA, 6248 nt
Organism: Eublepharis macularius
Lineage: Eukaryota; Metazoa; Chordata; Lepidosauria; Squamata; Eublepharidae
Product: zinc finger protein 665-like
Exons: 6
Coding region: 45-2432 (795 amino acids)
Biological process (GO): negative regulation of transcription by RNA polymerase II
Molecular function (GO): DNA-binding transcription repressor activity, RNA polymerase II-specific
Source: RefSeq, a predicted model, not a curated record